Molecule: messenger RNA, 1698 nt
Organism: Ziziphus jujuba (common jujube)
Lineage: Eukaryota; Viridiplantae; Streptophyta; Magnoliopsida; Rosales; Rhamnaceae
Product: protein WALLS ARE THIN 1
Exons: 6
Coding region: 104-1237 (377 amino acids)
Cellular component (GO): plasma membrane
Molecular function (GO): transmembrane transporter activity
Source: RefSeq, a predicted model, not a curated record
AUACCAUUUCACAUUACAACUUCAUUAGGCAUCCAAUGGCUGAAGCUUUCAUAUCUAGUUUUUUCCUUGACAUCCAGAUUUGAUCUGCUCAGCAGAUUUAAAAAUGGCUGAAGCUGGCUGGGGAAGGAAGUUGUGCACGGUUCCUGAACGUGCAAAGCUGCACAUAGCCUUGGUCGUAUAUCAGUUUGGAUAUUCCGGGAACCAUAUCAUCUUCAGAGCUGCACUUAAUAUGGGUGUCAGCAAACUGGUUUUGCCACUUUACAGGAAUAGCAUCGCAGUGUUUUUGCUGUUUCCCUUUGCAUAUUUUUUUAGAAAAGUAUAUAGGCCUCCACUAACCAUUUCUUUCCUCGUACAGUUCUUUCUUCUGGGACUCGUUGGAAUUACUCUUAACCACUUAUCCUACAUAUUGGGUUUGGCCUAUACAUCGCCUACCUUCGCUUCAGCAAUAGAGAAUUCUGUCCCAGCAGUAACGUUUCUCAUCGCAAUCUUAUUCAGAUUAGAGCAAGUGCGCUUGGACAGAAGAGAUGGUAUAGCAAAGGUGCUUGGAACUCUGGCUUCUGUUGUUGGGGCUUCAAUCAUCACUCUAUACAAAGGACCAACCAUUUAUUCCCCAACUUCAAACCCAAACCAAUCUCACCAUUUGGUGCCUUCAUUGGGAGAUUCAGAGGAUAAAAACUGGACCUUGGGCUGCAUCUAUUGCAUAGUUCACUGUAUAUGUUGGUCUAGCUGGGUGGUUUUACAAGCACCUGUCCUGAAGAAAUACCCAGCUCGGCUUUCACUCACCUCGUGUACUUGCUUCUUCGGUGCUCUGCAACUUUUGGGAAUUUCAGCGACAUUGGAGAGAGAUCACCAGGCCUGGCAGGUUCACUCUGGCGGUGAACUCCUCUGUAUUCUCUAUGCGGGAUUUGUGUCUUCAGGUAUGGCUUUUGCAAUACAGAUCUGGGUGGUUGAUAAGGGAGGGCCUGUGUUUUUCUCACUCUAUCUGCCUUUACAGACCUUACUUGUUGCUAUAAUGGCUACUGUGCUAUUAGGUGAAGAAUUUUACCUGGGAGGGAUUUUGGGAGCAUUGUUGAUCAUACUGGGAUUGUAUCUGGUGGUGUGGGGGAAAAACAAAGAGAGCGAGUUAGGAAAUGAUGGAUUUCCUUCACCAUCUGACAAAGGAAUGAGUCAAAGCAAAUCAUCCCUGGUCCAAUCAUUACUUCCUACCUCUAAUAAAUGGUCAACGGUUCUGAUGUGAGGUAGAAGUUACCCUGAUCAUGAUCCUACGGCAUACAUCUUGCCUACAUGAUGUCCUGAUUUCAAGUCAGACUUUGGUUGCCGAUAAAGUGAAAGAACGCAAUUCACCGAACGUGAUAGGCUCAAAGUAUGUGCUUAUAUGCAAGGCCAAAAGACUGACCACACGAUCUCAAUAAUUGAAGAAAAUGUUCUUUUCAUUGUUCUCUCUUUCAAUAAUCAGAUAAGAGAAAUAAAAAUAGUGACACAUUUCCUGAUCCAAACCCAUGUGUACUUUUCUCCCCCAAAUAAUAGAAACUUAAUAUUAUGUCUGAAGUUUGGAAAACUAUUAAGAAAAAAGGAAGCUUUUUCAGUUUUUUUUGUUGUUCAAGCUGAUGAUGAUCACUUGUCGCAAUUUUGGAAUUUUCUUCCAAGUCGAAGAAUCGAAAUUUUAAUGAACCACUGUUUUGGCAUAAUAUAAAUACA